Messenger RNA from Hydra vulgaris (swiftwater hydra), 1529 nucleotides. RefSeq names its product tubulin alpha-4 chain. Gene Ontology annotation, molecular function: GTP binding; structural constituent of cytoskeleton. The record is from RefSeq and is a predicted model, not a curated record. Gene Ontology annotation, cellular component: cytoplasm; microtubule. NCBI's taxonomy places the organism in Eukaryota, Metazoa, Cnidaria, Hydrozoa, Anthoathecata, Hydridae. Gene Ontology annotation, biological process: microtubule cytoskeleton organization; mitotic cell cycle.
AGUUAAUAUACUUUGAUUCAUUCAAAAGCGUCAUAUAAGAGACGAAACUACUUUAUAAAAUUAUUUUAUUGUUAAGAGAGCUUCGUCUGAGUCUCUGUUAAAAUGCGUGAAUGUAUUUCUAUACAUCUUGGUCAAGCUGGUUGUCAGAUUGGCAACGCUUGUUGGGAGUUAUAUUGCCUUGAGCAUGGUAUUAAUCCUGAUGGUACUCCAGACGUUGAACAUAAACCUGAACCUGGAGAUUCGUCUUCUUCUUUUUUUACAGAAAUGGAAAGUGGAAGAAAAGUUCCUCGUGCAGUUUUUGCCGAUUUAGAGCCUUGUGUAAUUGACGAGAUUAGAACAAAAUCUUUCAAAGAUUUAUUUCAUCCGGACCAACUUAUAUCUGGUAGUGAAGAUGCGGCAAAUAACUUUGCAAGAGGACAUUAUACAGUUGGUAAAAAACUUUUAGACAAAGUUUUAAGCUACGUCGUAAAACAAACCGAGGCAUGCGAUGGUUUGCAAGGUUUUCUGGUAUAUCAUUCUUAUGGCGGUGGAACUGGUUCAGGGUUUACUGCUAGGCUUAUGGAAGCUCUUUCUGUGCAAUUUGGGAAAAAAAGCAAGUUGCAGUUUUCCAUUUAUCCCGCACCGCAAGUAUCUACUGCCGUGGUUGAGCCAUAUAACUCUGUGUUGACUACGCAUUUUACUUUUGAUCAUUCAGACGUCGCUUUUUUGUUUGAUAAUGAAGCAAUUUAUGAUAUAUGUAGAAAAAAUUUAGAUAUUGAGCGCCCAACAUACGUAAAUCUUAACCGACUAAUCAGUCAAGUGGUAUCUUCAAUAACUGCAUCUUUAAGAUUUGAGGGUGAACUUAAUGUUGAUCUGAAUGAAUUUCAAACAAACUUAGUUCCCUACCCGCGAAUUCAUUUUCCAUUGGCUAGUUUUGCUCCAAUCAUAUCUCGUGAGAAAGCAAACCAUCAAAGCAUGGAUACUCAUGAAAUCACGAAAAGCGUUUUUGAGCCUGGUAAUAAAAUGGUUAAGUGCAAUCCAAGUGGAGGAAAAUACAUGUCGUGUUGUAUGCUUUAUCGUGGAGAUGUUAGACCGCGAAAUGUUAAUGAUGCAAUUUCAAAAAUUAAACAAAUGCAGAACAUACAUUUUGUAGACUGGUGUCCCACUGGCUUCAAAGUUGGAAUAAACAGCCAAACGCUUGUCAUUCCUAAAGAUAGCGAAAUUGCCGGUGUAAAACGUGCUUUAUGUAUGUUAAGUAAUACGACAGCAAUGGCCGAAUUAUGGAAAAACUUAGACAGAAAGUUUGAUUUAAUGUACAGAAAGAGAGCAUUUGUACAUUGGUACGUUGGAGAAGGAAUGGAAGAAGGAGAAUUUAGUGAGGCCAGAGAAGAUAUGGCUGGAUUGGAGCGUGAUUAUGCUGAAGUUGGUGCAGACGCACCCGAUGAUAAGGCUGGAGAAGAUAAUCAGUAUUAAAAAUAUACACUUUUUUUAAAAACGCACUCAUUGCAUUGUAGCUCUCAUGUCAAAGAAAUAAAUUUUUUGUCUCUUGA